This is a messenger RNA of Equus quagga, 3126 nucleotides long. RefSeq names its product solute carrier family 10 member 2 (gene SLC10A2). Gene Ontology annotation, molecular function: bile acid:sodium symporter activity. The transcript has 6 exons. NCBI's taxonomy places the organism in Eukaryota, Metazoa, Chordata, Mammalia, Perissodactyla, Equidae. Gene Ontology annotation, biological process: bile acid and bile salt transport. The coding region runs from base 86 to 1132 and encodes 348 amino acids. Gene Ontology annotation, cellular component: apical plasma membrane. The record is from RefSeq and is a predicted model, not a curated record.
UGGACUAGGCAUUACUUGUCCGGCAAGGAGCGGAGGACUGGUGCUUCUGUGGACUUCUGUGACCAUUUGAGCAACAAAGCAAGCAAUGAAUAAUUCAACGGGCUGUUCGGCCAAUGCAACAGUUUGCGAUGGUGCAUCCUGUGUUGUAUCUCCCGGAGAUUUCAAUGCCAUUCUAAGUGUGGUCCUCAGUACGGUCUUGACCAUCCUCCUGGCUAUGGUAAUGUUCUCCAUGGGAUGCAAUGUGGAAAUCAAGAAAUUCCUAGGGCAUAUAAAGCGGCCGUGGGGCAUAUGUAUUGGCUUCCUCUGUCAGUUUGGAAUCAUGCCCCUCACAGGAUUCAUCCUGUCAGUGGCCUUUGGCAUCCUCCCCAUCCAAGCUGUAGUGGUGCUCAUCAUGGGAUGCUGUCCAGGAGGAACUUCCUCCAACAUCUUGGCCUAUUGGGUGGAUGGCGACAUGGACCUGAGCGUCAGCAUGACCACAUGCUCCACGCUGCUGGCCCUGGGGAUGAUGCCGCUGUGCCUCUAUAUCUAUACCAAAAUGUGGGUCGACUCUGGGACGAUCGUAAUUCCCUAUGAUAACAUAGGUACAUCUUUGGUCGCUCUUGUUGUUCCUGUCUCCAUUGGAAUGUUCGUUAAUCACAAAUGGCCCCAAAAAGCCAAGAUCAUACUUAAGAUCGGGUCCAUCACAGGUGCAAUCCUUAUUGUGCUCAUAGCUGUGGUGGGAGGAAUACUGUACCAAAGUGCCUGGAUCAUCGAUCCCAAGCUGUGGAUUAUAGGAACAAUAUUUCCUGUGGCCGGCUACUCCCUAGGGUUUUUUCUGGCUAGAAUAGCUGGUCAGCCCUGGCACAGGUGCCGAACAGUUGCUCUGGAAACAGGCAUGCAGAACACUCAGCUGUGCUCCACCAUAGUCCAGCUAUCGUUCACCUACGAGGAGCUCAACUACGUGUUUACAUUCCCACUCAUCUACAGCAUUUUCCAGCUCGUCUUUGCAGCAAUAUUCUUAGCAAUUUACUUUGGAUAUAAGAAAUACUUUAGAAAAAACAAUGAGGAAUUUCCAGAGAGCAAAGACGGUGAAAAAGUCUCCGAGUCAUCGCUCCACAAGGUGAACGAAGGCUUUCAACCAGAUGAAAAAUAGAUACCAAGUGGACAACAAAGAAGAAUUCUAAAGAACAUGCUUCAGCUGUAAUAAUACUAAAUUAUUUGUUUUGAUGAGAUAUUUGUCAGGAAAAAGUUAAAGUGAAAAUCUAAUUGAAUCCAUAUACUGGUUUUGGUACCAAGUGACUGUGUUCCAAAUCUUUAAUGUGACAAAUAUUUAUAUAUGUAUAUAUUUAUAUAUGUAUAAAUAUAUAUAUAUAUGUACUGUCUUUGAAAUAUGCCCAACAAAAUAUCCUCAGAGCUCAGACUAAACCUGACAUAGGUAACACUGACAGCCUUGUAACUCCUGAACUGAAUUCUUACCCAGAAUCUCAUAACCCAGAGAUAAGCACCUUUUUGUAUGUUAAAAUAGAUGCAAUGAAUUAUUAUUAUAAAGUGAUCAAGAAUUUCUCCAAUAUUUAUGAUUGUAAAAAGAUUGAAAUGAAUGUCUUCCACUGACAUAUUAAUUACUAUUUUGAAAACAUUGCAACCUAUUUAUUUAUAUAACUUUGUAAUAACAUGGGCAACUAUCUGACUUGCUGUACUUAAAAAAAAAAAUUUAGCCUUCUCCAAUGACAGUCCAAAAGCAAAAAUAAGAGAAAAGAGUUACUAAAUAGAAUUCAAUAACCAAAUUACAAUCAAGCCCAUAACUUUUCACGGGUAUUGUACACCAGUUGCUCUGCCUCAGUAGUCCAAUGAUACCCACUAGAUAUUUUAUGAAAACAGAAUUCUUUCAAAUGUCUUGAAUUUGGCAAAGAGCUCUUCAAGCCCUGCAAAGGAACUUCCUCAAGUUUUACCUGCAUUUUGCAGGUCCACAUUGGCUAAUACAACAGCUGUUCGGUUCAUAGGAAUCCCCUACAGUAGGCAUCAUGGAGCAGGGAGGUGGCAGGAGGCUCAAAGACAGCAGAAGCAAUGGAAGAAACACCACUUCUCUAGUAAGUGGAUUCAACUCAAUGUGAGACAAUAGGAAAAACAUGGAAAAGCACAAAUAACAGAAGCCCACUCUAAUGACUAGAGUCAAUUAGACGUGCAGAAGUAGGUCGCAAUAAGAAGAAUGAAACCAGGGAGCCAUGGGGGAAGUGAGUGUUAUACAGUAUUUGAGGGAAAAGAGGACAAGCCCAGGGCCCCAGAAGUAGGAAGGGCAUUGCCAGGUGAGUUCUUUGGAUGCUGUAAGUUAGGUGUAAGAAGAGGAAGCCAGGAGGAUUUGAUUAAUGGCAAGGGGAAAACAACUGGCCAAGUGUUGGGUUCUCAAUUAUGGGUCUAAUUUAAUCUCCUUUUCCUUAUUCCACAGCAAGACGUGGGCACCUUCAUAACUCAUUUCUCGUUUGGAAAUUUUUGCUGCCUCAUAAAUUCCCUUUUAAAUAUUUGGUCUCCAAACGGCCUUUUGCAUUUGGGUGAUGUGAAUUCUGACCCUGCUUGUGCACCUCAGCAGUCCAGGACCAUGAACAUCAACUCCUGACUUAGCUUUCAAUUGAGAGGUGAGGAAUUCUGCUUUUAAAUAUUAUAACAUGCGUACCUUUUUAUGAAAGGUACAUUUACAAUUAAAUAAGGCCCCUAUAUUUUUCCAUCAUUAGACAAAUAUUUUAAAAGGGACUAAGGAUUUUUAUUAAAAGAUAGUAGGGUAGAGGUGGUACAGAUUUCCUUAUUAGGGAGUGUCAAAGAACACGCUGCCAGUGGUUCAAAAGGAAAGCUAUCAGUCUCUGUGUUAAGCGCCUCCUACAUUUUCUUCAUCAAACAGAAAACAGGCAGGUGCAGUAAAGACACACUAUGAAUUCAUAUCAUAAUUUCAACACACCCAAAGCCAAGGGCCUGGAUGCCUGCAGCUGCAGCGAGCAGGUUUUUCCUCCCUGUUGAUCAAGUGAAGUGAGUAAGACAGAACUUGGCUUUCUUAACACGAUGUGGUAUCUUGUGAGUUGUGGAUUUUUUUCCUAAUGUACUAGAGGGAAGAAAAAUAGCUGAGCUUUUUAAAAUGACAGCUCUCUAUUUUUAAAUGAG